Messenger RNA from Varanus komodoensis (Komodo dragon), 3669 nucleotides. RefSeq names its product ring finger protein 10 (gene RNF10). The transcript is spliced from 17 exons. Bases 447 to 2861 code for a protein of 804 amino acids. Gene Ontology annotation, biological process: positive regulation of transcription by RNA polymerase II; positive regulation of myelination. NCBI's taxonomy places the organism in Eukaryota, Metazoa, Chordata, Lepidosauria, Squamata, Varanidae. The record is from RefSeq and is a predicted model, not a curated record. Gene Ontology annotation, molecular function: transcription cis-regulatory region binding.
UCGUCGCCAUUACGGGGCAGCGGCGACACCGCUGAGGCAGAAACAGUCGGGCUGAGGCGGCCCGGGGGGGGGGUUCCCUGGGCGGCGGCAACCCUCCUACCCCUCGCAGCCCCUCGCGCCGGCACCGGGCCAUCCGGGUCUGGCCUCGCGAGGCACCCCCGCUCACACUCCCUCGACCGCUCCGCCGUCCGAGGGGCCCCCUCCGGCCCGGCCGCACCAGGCGGCCCUCAGCUUCUGCUCGGCACUCGAGGCCUGUUCAGCGCGUCGCGUCGCGUCCCUUCCCUCGUCUGGGCGAAGCAGUGAGGAAAAUGUCGCCAUGAAGGGAGCCGAGACGACUGCGCUGCGCCGUCCCCGCCGCCGGGCCAUGAGCCUGGGCCUCGGCCCCGGCCAUUCGCUCUCGCCUUUCCUCCUCCGCCUUCGCAGCGGCGCCCCCGCGGCGCCCGUGGAUGCUCCUGAGUCCCCCCGCAGCAGCCCCGCGAGACGUCGGGAUGGACAAGAGCAACCCCUGCGGCUCCGGCCUCGGCUCCGGCCCCUCCUCUGCGGCAGGGGGCAAAGGGCAGCAGCCGCGCUCUAACUCGGCUGGUCCAGCCGGCGGUGAGUCCAAGUCCAAAGGCGAUGGAAAAAAUGCAAAUGGAUCCAAACAGCGUUAUAAUCGUAAACGAGAAACUUCAUAUCCCAAAAAUGAAAACUUUUCCAGCCAAUCCCGUCGUCCCACUUCACAGAAAAGCAAAGCUUUUAACAAGAUGCCUCCUCAGAGAGGGGGCCAGGGUAAUGGUGGCAAAGCUUUUAGUCCUUCUUCUAAUGGUGGAAGACGAGAUGAGGUAGCAGAGGCUCAACGGGCAGAGUUUAGCCCUGCCCAGUUCUCUGGCCCCAAGAAGAUUAAUCUAAACCACUUGUUGAAUUUUACUUUUGAACCUCGUGUCCAAGCAAGCCACUUUGAUGGGAGCAGCCGUAGCACCUGGGGGAAAAGAAACAGAUGGGAGAACAAACCUUUCAACAAGGAGCUCUUCCUGCAGGCCAACUGCCAGUUUGUGGUGUGUGAUGACCAGGACUACACAGUUCACUUCACUGACCCAGACACUUUGGUCAACUGGGAUUUUGUGGAGCAAGUGCGGAUCUGUAGCCAUGAGGUGCCCUCUUGCCCAAUAUGCUUAUACCCACCCACUGCUGCCAAGAUCACCCGUUGUGGCCACAUCUUUUGCUGGGCCUGCAUCCUGCAUUAUCUCUCUCUGAGUGAGAAGACCUGGAGUAAGUGUCCCAUCUGUUAUGGUGCUGUUCACAAGAAGGACCUCAAAAGUGUUGUUGCUCUAGAAACUCGUCAGUAUGCAAUUGGAGAUACAAUUACAAUGCAGCUGAUGCAACGGGAGAAAGGGGUCUUGAUGGCACUGCCAAAGUCACAGCGUACAAAUGUGGAGCAGCCUGUUCACUUGGGAGAUGAGGAACACGGUCAGUAUUCAAAGUUGCUUUUGGCUUCUAAGGCUCAAGUGCUGCAGCUGGUGGUUUUGGAGGAGAAAGCAGCACUCCUGCGCCAGUAUGAGGAGAAUAAGCACACCCCUGAAGCAUGUUUCAUUGAAGCAGCUAUUCAGGAGUUGAAAGAUAGAGAGAGCAACUUGAUGUCUGACAGAAAUGAAGACAGUGAUGUUGCAGGCACUGCCGUUGCUGUGGCUGAAUUAGUCAUGACAGAGUCAUCUGACAAAGAAGCAGGAGUGUCCCAGGAGAGGAAGCAUGUUCUAGAGUAUCUUUCUGCAUUUGAUGAUGAAGUCCUGAAGUCUCCUGUGGAUUUUUCAAAUGGACAUGCAUGCCCUACUGAGACAGAAGAGGAUGUGGUGACUGAUGCAGAAGAAGCUGGUGUAGAUCUGGCAUGCACAGGUGAAAUGGGAGAAGUUAGUCGGACUGAAUCUGUCUGUGAGAAAUCUAAAACUGCAGUCAGCAGCGGACACACAAGUAGCUCUCCUUUCUACUACUUCUACCAAGCUGAGGAUGGGCAGUGUCUGUAUCUUCACCCUGUGAAUGUACGGUGCCUUGUGCAUGAGUAUGGCAGUCUGGAGAGGAGCCCAGAAAAGAUCACUGCGACUGUGGUGGAGAUAUCUGGCCACUCCAUGACAGAGGAUGUGCGGCAGCGUCAUCGUUACCUGUGUCACUUGCCACUUACAUGUGAGUUCAGCAUCUGUGAAUUGGCUUUGAAGCCUCCAGUCAUUUCGAAGGAAACACUGCUAAUAUUUUCAGAUGAUAUUGAAAAAAGGAAACGUCUGAGACAGAAGAAAGCUCGUGAUGAGCGACGAAGGGAGCGUAGAAUUGAGAUGGAGGAAAAUAAGAAGCAAGGCAAAUAUCCUGAGGUUCAUAUUGCUUUAGAAAAUCUGCAACAGUUCCCUGCCUUCAGUGCUUGUUCAGGAGAAUCUGCUGGUGAGAACCAAAGCUACCUUCUGCUGUCUUCUGUCAAUACAAGUCCUGUUUCUCAGCCAGAAUCCUUGUUGACGCCACUGUUGCCAGCAGGCAGUCUUGGCAGCCCUUCACUGUGUUUUGGGAGCCUGGAGGAGGAAUCUCCCCUACCUUCAUUUGCCCAAAUGUUGAGGGCUGGGAAAGCAAAACCAGAAACAUGGAAUAGUUUUCAACCAAAGAAGAAAGAAGAGAACGCCACCCUGGCACCUCCAGCUCCAGGAGACAGCGAUGGGGAGAGUGAUAACUCGGACCGCGUGCCCGUGCCUAGUUUCCAGAACUCUUUCAGCCAAGCUAUUGAGGCAGCCUUCCUAAAAUUAGACAAACCAUCCACUUCUGACAACCUUCUGGAAGAAAAAAGAGGCAAGAAAAAGAAGCAGAAGCAAAAGUUGCUGUUCAGCACAUCCGUGGUUCAUACAAAGUGAUCCUGCUAAUGAACAGAUUCCUUAUCUUGGUUUCUUUUGUUUGCUUUUGUGUUUUUGCUGCUAUAGAAAAAAGUAUAUUAAGUUUGAAUGGGAAAAAUCUGUUUCUGGGGCUUGGGGGGCGGGAUGGAUAAGGGAUUAAAAAUGAACAUGUGCUCAAUUCACCUGUUGAUACCAAAACAAAUAUUUAAUCACAGACCCUUAGCCAACAUGUUGGUGUUUGCCUCUUUUUGGAAGCAGGUAAAUAAAGAUACCAUGCUGCAGAAUACUCACUGAGUGCUACAUUAAGUAGAACCCCUUGCAAAGAAUGGUUCCUGGUGGUGAAUUUAGCUUCUGUUUCCAGUUGCUCUUGUUUUUUCUCCAAAGGCAAGGACUGCAGGAGGUUAUGUUUUGGAGACGCACCUGGAUCCAGAAGGCAAUUGUGCUCCGCCAGGUAGAAGUAAAUCCUGCCUGGGUCUUGAGUGCAGGGCUGGUCUUGGAAGUUACUGUGCUAAUUAGAUUACUUUGGAGGGAUAUAAGAAACUUUUUUCCUUUGCACAUAACAGCUAGUUUAUAUAAAAAUGCAGGCUGAAAGGACCUGAAUGUAGUGUUUACUUGGUUGUGGGAUUCAAACUUGGGUUGUAUUAUGUGCAUUUCUGCCAUACUUCUCUUCUUACCCUUCUUGCUUUUUUGUUUUUGAGAAGUUGUGUUCAUCUGCACUGCUUGUGGCUUGAUCCUAAUUACUACUAAGGUGUCAGUUCUGUUGAAAACAAUGAACUUCAGUGUACUAUACCAGCAAAGGCAAAUAGUUGCAAUAAAACCAUAUGCACAA